Pectinophora gossypiella (pink bollworm) is the source of this 1043-nucleotide messenger RNA. It is a transcript of the gene eIF3f1, whose product is annotated as eukaryotic translation initiation factor 3 subunit F. Lineage: Eukaryota; Metazoa; Arthropoda; Insecta; Lepidoptera; Gelechiidae. The transcript has 6 exons. Gene Ontology annotation, biological process: translational initiation. The record is from RefSeq and is a predicted model, not a curated record. Gene Ontology annotation, molecular function: metallopeptidase activity; translation initiation factor binding; translation initiation factor activity. The coding region runs from base 52 to 885 and encodes 277 amino acids. Gene Ontology annotation, cellular component: eukaryotic translation initiation factor 3 complex, eIF3m.
UUUUUAAUUAUAAAUUGGCAACACAGCCACUUUCUUUCACAAAUUGCCAAAAUGGCGCUCAAUUUAGUUGUCAAGGUUCACCCCGUUGUUUUAUUUCAAAUAGUAGACGCUUAUGAGCGCCGAAAUGCAGAUUCCCACCGAGUUAUCGGGACUUUACUGGGAACUGCGGAUAAGGGAGUGGUGGAAGUGACUAACUGCUUCUGCGUGCCACACAAGGAACAUGCCGACCAGGUGGAGGCCGAGCUCAACUAUGCCAUGGACGUGUAUGAACUCAACAGACGCGUUAAUGCAUCAGAGAGCAUUAUUGGCUGGUGGGCAACUGGCAAUGAGGUUACUAACCAUUCCUCCGUGAUCCAUGAGUACUAUGCACGUGAGUGCCGUGAGCCGGUUCAUGUGACGCUGGACACAUCCCUGCAGGGUGCCCGCAUGGGUCUCCGUGCGUAUGUGUGUGUUGCCCUCGGAGUGCCUCGUGGCAAACAGGGAUGCAUGUUCACACCUAUCCCUGUUGAUCUCACCAGCUACGAACCCGAGAUUGUAGGGCUCCAACUGUGCCAGAAGACCAUGGGCCCACAGGGGCGCUCGCGGCAGGUGCAGCCGGCGUCUGACCUCGCGCAGGUUGCUGAAGCCGCUUCAAAACUCUCCACCUUGCUUGAACAGGUACUGCAAUAUGUAGAAGAUGUGCUAGCUGAGAAAGUACAACCCAACAAUGAAGCUGGCCGGCAACUGCUAGAGCUGGUCAACUCACUACCCAACCUGUCGGCAGAGACCUUCGCAGACGCCUUUGCUUCUGGCGUCAAGGAUUUGCUUAUGGUGGUAACAUUGGCCCAACUCAUCAAGACCCAACUGCAGCUGAACGAAAAACUAACACUUCUGACAUCUCAGUGACGAUAACUUAUAUUUUAUUUCGGUUUUACUAUUCCCGUAACAGUUUGUAUUUCACCAAAAACAAUAUUGUGCAACAUUGUCUCAACCUAAAUAAAGCAUUAAAGGAUAAGUGCUUAUUGUAAUCGGAGAUUCCAUCAAAUAAAACGGUUACAAACCCA